Molecule: messenger RNA, 747 nt
Organism: Cajanus cajan (pigeon pea)
Lineage: Eukaryota; Viridiplantae; Streptophyta; Magnoliopsida; Fabales; Fabaceae
Source: RefSeq, a predicted model, not a curated record
AUGGCAGGAGGUAGGAAUGAUCGUGCAAUCGCUGAUGCUCUACAAGUGAUGGCUCAGGCUCUUGUUGAAAAGAUAUUCCAAGAUAUGGGAUGUCCUUUGAUACAGAAGGUGACUUUGGCUGCCUUCAUGCUUUCUAGAGAGGCUGGCAUCUGGUGGCAAGGUGCUUUGCAAAGAAUGAUAGUUGUGGAAUUCCUUGAGUUGAAGCAAGGAGAAAAGUCUGUGGCUGAGUAUAUUACUAAGUUUGAAGACCUGGUUAGAUUUUGUCCCAUGUAUGAUGGUGUGGGCAAUGAGGAGGACAAAUGUGUGAAGUUUGUCAGUGGUCUUCGCCCUGAGAUUAAACAAGUUUUCAAUUAUCAAGGGAUCACUCACUAUCAUGAAUUGGUAAACAAGUGUCGAGUAUAUGAUGAGAACAACCGUGCUAGGGUAACUCAUUAUAAAAGUGGAGGACCCAUGAGGAAUAAUAAGUUUGGUUCAUCUAGUAAGAGUAAACCUUACACCAAGUCUGCUGAGGACUCAAGUUCUAAGAUGAAUAAUCAAGGUUCUGUCCAACAAAGGAGCCAAGUUCCAACGGCUAGCCAAACUUUUAGAGGGGGAAGUGUGGGUUCUGUUCCACACAACAACUGCUACAACUGUGGGAAGCCAGGUCAUAGGGCAUAUGAGUGUCUGUUUCCUAGAGUAAUAACAUGCUUCAAUUGUCAAGAGAAGGGACACAGAGCUCGUGAUUGCCCGAAGAACAAGAUAACAGAG